CACAAAGUCAUCGGAGCUGUAAUUAAGUAAAUUAUUUGUUGGAGUUGAGAUGGGAAUCUGCAUAUCCGUUGCAUCUUCAGAGAUUCACGAGGACGAUGACUGCCAUCUGAACAACCUUCUUUUCUUGGCUGAAAACAUUGCUUCUCUUGGAAUUCAACGACUCGGCUCUCUCUAUACUAAGCAAGGAAGCAAAGGGCUUAACCAGGACGCUGCCAUCCUUUAUCAGGAUUAUGGCAUGGAAGGUGUUGCAUUUUGUGGAGUUUUUGAUGGUCAUGGGAAGAAUGGUCAUGUGGUGAGCAAUAUGGUGAGGAAUAGGUUGCCAUCACUGUUGUUAAGCCAAAAGAACGCUCUGGAGAAGAUUAUAUCAGCAGAUGAGAAGAAAUGUCAAGCUAAGGUGGAUAAAACGGACAUCAAAUCAAUACAAAGCAAGGGUUUUCUUAAUUGGCAAGAGGCUUGCAUCAGUGCUUUCAAGUUGCUGGACAAGGAGAUCAUGCUUCAGGAGAAUUUGGAUUGCUCCACCAGUGGUACCACUGCAGUUGUUGUUGUCAGACAGAGUGAAGAUCUUGUUAUUGCAAACGUUGGCGAUUCAAGAGCAGUGUUAGGAACAAUGACCGAGAAUGGAAUCAAGGCUGUUCAAUUAACUACUGAUUUGAAGCCUGGUUUACCAAGUGAAGCAGAGAGAAUAAGAUAUUGCAAAGGAAGGGUACUUGCUUUAAAGGAAGAGCCACAUAUCCAGCGUGUAUGGCUGCCACAUGAAGAUUCUCCAGGCUUAGCCAUGUCUCGAGCUUUCGGAGAUUUCCUACUCAAAAACCAUGGAAUAAUUGCAGUUCCUGACGUCUUCCAUCACCACUUAACCCCAAAUGAUCAGUUCAUUGUUCUCGCAACAGACGGGGUAUGGGAUGUGCUCAACAACGAGCAAGUAGCCACCAUAGUGUUGGAGGCGGAAAACGAGCAGGCGGCAUCAAGGGCGGUGGUGGAGGCUGCUACGGCCUCUUGGAAAAAGAAUUUCCCAUCUUCAAAAGUAGAUGACUGCACCGUGGUUUGCCUCUUCCUCCAAAAGAAGCAAAAGCCAAGCUCCCUGUGUGACUAGUUUUGUUAACCAGCGUUAACUAUUCUAAAGCUUCAGAUGAUCUUUGGUCCAAUGGACAGUAGCUAAUGUUGUAUCCACUACGUAGACAAAAAAACAAAUUUGGAACAGCCAGCUUCCAACCUUCCAGGAUGAGUCAUGUAAUUGAUUGACCUUGAAUAGUUUACAAAUACAAAGUCCAAAACCAGCAUGGACUAUUUUCCCAA
Messenger RNA from Hibiscus syriacus, 1293 nucleotides. RefSeq names its product probable protein phosphatase 2C 72. Gene Ontology annotation, molecular function: protein serine/threonine phosphatase activity. The record is from RefSeq and is a predicted model, not a curated record. Gene Ontology annotation, biological process: protein dephosphorylation. Lineage: Eukaryota; Viridiplantae; Streptophyta; Magnoliopsida; Malvales; Malvaceae. The coding region runs from base 50 to 1090 and encodes 346 amino acids. The transcript has 5 exons.